This is a messenger RNA of Mesocestoides corti, 729 nucleotides long. The record is from the annotation of a GenBank genome assembly. Lineage: Eukaryota; Metazoa; Platyhelminthes; Cestoda; Cyclophyllidea; Mesocestoididae.
AUGGCAACGAAGCAGCCGAGCAACUCAGAAGACACUAAUGUCUCCAAUUCCUCAGGAUGGGAACCCUCCAAAAAUAUGUAUUGUCAAACGAGACUUGACAUCCCAAAGAACACUUGUCAGACUCUGGUGCUUAUACUCUUCAAUCAAGCAGAGAACUACCACGGAGCCUUCCGGAACGAGAUGAUCAUUAACACUCCAAUUUUCAGGGCCUAUGGACAUGGGGAAUUCCUGGGCAUCUCCAAGUGUCUACGUUGCAUUGACGGCUGUUUCCCCAGCAACACAGGCGUAUCGGUGCUUAGCUUCGAUAAUUAUGAGGAGGCUGUUAAGUGCUUGGAGUCAAAGACCGAAAUUCGGGAGCUUAAUUGGAUGGGAAACCCAGAGAUGUACUUUGUGCCUUUGUGCAAUCCCAUCCGACAUCUCAGUGACUUCCAGUUCCUACAAAUGGAUAUCUACGACAUUAAAAAUGGUGUCAACUUUGUCAAAUACAUCAACACUGUUGAGAAUUUGGUCCAGAAGAAUGGCGGCUUGGUAAUUGCAGGAACCACGGAAACUGGGAAAUUCCGAGGGAUGCGCCGACCCAUGUACAUGGUUUUGCAGCAGUGGCAGACUAUUCAACAGGUGGAACAAUUCAACAGCGAGAUUUCACCCAUCCUUCGCGACGCUGGUGCAGCUUGUUCAACACGCGUAGUGUUCGAAAUGGACGCCUACUGCUGUGCUUGCAUUCGAUAG